Messenger RNA from Syngnathus typhle (broad-nosed pipefish), 2769 nucleotides. RefSeq names its product early growth response 1 (gene egr1). NCBI's taxonomy places the organism in Eukaryota, Metazoa, Chordata, Actinopteri, Syngnathiformes, Syngnathidae. The transcript has 2 exons. Bases 487 to 2022 code for a protein of 511 amino acids. The record is from RefSeq and is a predicted model, not a curated record. Gene Ontology annotation, biological process: regulation of transcription by RNA polymerase II. Gene Ontology annotation, molecular function: RNA polymerase II cis-regulatory region sequence-specific DNA binding; DNA-binding transcription factor activity, RNA polymerase II-specific.
AACCUUUCCGCUCAGAGACAGCCCUGAGAGCCCACAAGAGCAAGCAGUAGAGCAGAUACACAUAGAACUCCCAAACUGAGAACAUAUCGCAGUAAAAGUACAAAAGUCAACAAACAACAUUAAAUCCAAGAGGGUUAAUACCUGACUGGAAAUUCUACUUUAUUAAUAUUCUAUAUAUAUUAAAAACAAACAAACGCAUUGUUUAUUCCUUUUUAUAAAUGAGUAAAAAGGAGACUUUGGAUUUUCUCUAAAAACACAAAAAAAGACAAGUGGAUCUUUUACUCAUCUCUGAGAGAGACGGAAAACAAAAGGACAAGUGGAGCACGAGAGGCAAGGAACGAGGCUGAACACAGCAUCUUCUGUGGCUUCUUCCCUGCGCUCAGCCAGCGUGCAGCAGUCAGCCCAGCCGCACUGCACGCUUCUCCGGUCAGCGGCCUCCCGGCACCAGCGUCAGCCCUGCAACAGCUCCAGCGGCACCAGAAGAGGAUGGCUGCAGCCAAGACAGAGAUGCUCCUGCCAGCCCUGCAGAUCUCGGAGCCUCUGAACUUCCCUCACUCGCCCAUGGAUAACUACCCCAAGCUGGAGGAGGUGAUGAUGCUCAGCUCUGCGGGGACACCCUUCCUCACAGCUUCCGCGCCUGAAGGUGCCGGCUUUGGCUCCGGGGAGCCAGGGGAGCAGUACGACCACCUUGCUGGGGAUACACUCCCUGACAUCCACUUCAACUGUGAGAAGACACUAGGGGAGCAGACGUACCCCACCCCAAGACUGCCCCCCAUCUCCUACACGGGUCGCUUCACUCUCGAAACUGCCACAACCUGCAGCAACAGCCUCUGGGCGGAGCCUAUUUUGGGCCUGUUCACUGGUCUGAUGGGCAACAUUCCGGCGAGCUCGAGCGCUUCGUCUGCCAACUCACAAAACUCAUCCUCCUCAUCUUCAUCUGUUGCAACCUCUUCCUCUUCGCCUUCUUCUACCUCGUCCUCCUCGCAGAGUUCCAGCCUCACGUCAUCCAUCCACCACAACGAGCCUAACCCCAUCUAUUCGGCCGCCCCAACCUAUUCCAAUCCCAGCUCCGACAUCUUUCCGGACCAGGGCCAAGCCUUCCCCAGUUCCAACGGAAGCGCGCAGUACCCUCCCCCUGCAUACCCGAAUAGUAAAGGCUGCAGCACCAGCUUUCCCGUGCCCAUGAUUCCCGACUACCUGUUCCCACAGCAGCAGGGAGAAAUCAGCCUGUUGCACCCUGACCAAAAGCCAUUUCAGAGUCAGUCAAGCCAGCCCUCUCUCACUCCUCUGUCUACCAUCAAAGCUUUUGCCACCCAGACGGGCUCCCAAGAUCUAAAAAGUGUCUAUCAGUCUCAGCUGAUCAAGCCCAGCCGCAUGCGCAAGUACCCCACCCGCCCGAGCAAGACCCCUCCGCACGAGAGGCCCUACGCCUGCCCGGUGGAGACCUGCGACAGACGCUUUUCUCGCUCUGACGAGCUGACGCGUCACAUUCGCAUCCACACUGGCCAGAAGCCCUUCCAGUGCCGCAUCUGCAUGCGCAACUUCAGCCGCAGUGACCACCUGACGACGCACAUCCGCACGCACACGGGCGAGAAGCCCUUCGCCUGCGAUAUCUGCGGACGCAAGUUUGCUCGCAGCGACGAGAGGAAGAGGCACACAAAGAUCCACCUGCGGCAGAAGGACAAGAAGGCAGAAAAAGCCGGGGCGGUGCCGGUGCCAGCCCCUGUGUCAGCCGCCUCGCCUGCCUCGAGCUACCCUUCGCCCAUCGCUUCAUACCCCUCCCCAGUGUCUUCUUACCCGUCCCCCGUCACCUCCUGCUACUCCUCUCCAGCUCACACAUCCUACCCGUCUCCCUCUAUCGCCACCACCUACCCUUCAGUGUCCAUGUCCAGCACCUUCCAGUCCCAGGUAGCUUCUCCCUUCCCUUCUUCAGUCGUCUCCAACCUCUACAGCUCCCCUGUGCCAACCCCAUUAUCGGACCUGCAGACCACUCUCUCCCCGAGGACAAUCGAGAUCUGCUAAGGUCGCCUUGCAUUAAAUCAUUUGAAGGGACGCUCGGCAGCGUCUAAAGACUACAGAGACUGUUGUUAUCCCCAAAUCAAAAAAAGAAAGGAAGCACUUUUGUGACUGCUCUUUGUGCAGUCUUGGGUCGGGUCCAUCCUGAGGUUUAUACAAGAGGUUUAUAUGAGUGAAAAGGACACAUGUCAAGGACUGGGCAAGGUCUUUCCUCCUCUCUGCCAGACAAAUGCAGCACUUCAAAUGCAUAAAGGACUGAAAAAAAGGAGUGGGCUCCAGCAUUGUUGGCUCUUUACUAUCAGGUACACACAAAACAAAACAGAAAAAAAGUGAAGAUUGCCAGCAGCUGAGAUACUCAAACACGUCUGCCCUCGUAGGCAUGCAUACAGUUACAAGAGACAAUGACUGAUAUACAUAAGCUACCAUAUGUAUAUUGUACAUGUCAUGUUUUGUUCUUGUCAUUCUUUGAUAUUAUUGAUGUGAACAAUGAUUUGCAUUUUUGCAUUGUAUUAUUUGAAGUGAGCAGGGCCACAUUUUCUACAUAUUUUUCUCUAUUAUGUAGUGAUGCUGCUGUGAUAUGUUUUAUUUGGAAAAAUAUACAAAAAAAACACAUAUUCAAGCAUGACUAGAAGUGAUGUUAGUUUCUGUUUGUAAAUAUCAUCCACUGGUACUCCUUUUCUAUCUUUCUCACGUGUGACAUAUUGUUGAGUAGAGAAAAGAAAAAGAAAAGAGCAUUUCGUCUCACCCCCCCCC